AUGAGGCUGGAGAAUGGCACUUUCACUUCUGACUUCCUUCUCGUGGGCUUCAGUGACCACCCGGCACUUCAGCAUGUGCUGUUUGCUGUGUUCCUUUCCAUUUACUCUGCCACCCUGAUGGGGAAUUGUGACAUGGUCGUGCUAAUCACAUUCAGUUCCCACUUGCACACCCCGAUGUACUUUUUUCUCUGUGUGCUCUCCUUCGUGGAUAUGAGCUACUCUUCUGUCAUUGCCCCCAAAUUGCUUGUGAACUUGAUAUCUGAUGUGAAGACCAUUUCUUACAACGGCUGUGCUGCACAGUUAUAUUUUUUCUGCUCUUUGGUUGACACAGAAUCUUUCCUGUUGGCUGCCAUGGCGUAUGACAGGUACACAGCAAUUUGCAACCCCUUGCUUUACAGCAUUAUUAUGUCCAAGAGGCUUUGUUGCCAGCUUGCACUUGGAGCCUUUUUGGGGGGGACCAUAAGUUCAAUUAUUCACACCACUAAUACUUUCCUUCUAGACUUCUGCUCCAAGGAAAUAAACCAUUUCUUCUGUGAUAUUUCUCCACUUUUCUCUUUGUCCUGCACUGAUACAUCCAUGCAUGACAUCAUUCUGGUGGUGUUUGCUAGUUUAGUGGAAGCUAUUUGUCUUCUAACAGUUCUCCUGUCUUAUAUUUGUAUUAUAGUAGCCAUCCUUAAAACAGGGUCAGCAGAAGGAAGAAGGAAAGGAUUCUCCACCUGUGCUUCACACCUGGUGGUGGUCACUAUUUAUCACGGCACGCUGAUCUUCAUUUACUUGCGCCCCAGUGUGGGCCGUUCAAUGGACACUGACAAAGUGACUUCUGUGUUCUAUACACUGAUUAUACCCAUGCUGAACCCCCUCAUUUACAGCCUACGAAACAAGGAUGUCAAGAAUGCCUUGAGAAAAAUGAUUAACCACAAAAGCCUAUCAUAA
Messenger RNA from Cavia porcellus (domestic guinea pig), 933 nucleotides. Its product is annotated as olfactory receptor 5AP2-like. Gene Ontology annotation, molecular function: G protein-coupled receptor activity; olfactory receptor activity; odorant binding. Gene Ontology annotation, cellular component: membrane. Gene Ontology annotation, biological process: sensory perception of smell; G protein-coupled receptor signaling pathway. Bases 1 to 933 code for a protein of 310 amino acids. The transcript has a single exon. NCBI's taxonomy places the organism in Eukaryota, Metazoa, Chordata, Mammalia, Rodentia, Caviidae. The record is from RefSeq and is a predicted model, not a curated record.